UCCCGGGGAGGUGGGAGGAGGCGGCGUUUCCGGCCGCCGUCGCUGUCCAGGGAGGCUGAGGCGAGAGGUAGCUGUCCGGGUGGGGAGCCCGCACUACCUUCUUCCUCUUCCUCCUCCUCUGGGUGAGGGGAGCGAAGGUUGGGGGUCCCCGAGCCCAUGGACCAGGAGGAGGCGGAGGCCGCCGAGAGCCGGGGCCCCGCUAUGUGGCCCUGAGCCCCGUGUACUGGUUCUGCCUGUCUGGAGGGCCAUGGAGAAGAGGCUGGGAGUCAAGCCAAAUCCUGCUUCCUGGAUUUUAUCAGGAUAUUAUUGGCAGACAUCUGCGAAGUGGUUGAGAACCCUGUACUUGUUUUAUACUUGCUUUUGCUUCAGCGUUCUGUGGUUGUCAACAGAUGCCAGUGAGAGCAGGUGCCAGCAGGGGAAGACACAAUUUGGAGUUGGCCUGAGAUCUGGGGGAGAAAAUCACCUCUGGCUUCUUGAAGGAACCCCCUCUCUUCAGUCAUGUUGGGCUGCCUGCUGCCAGGACUCUGCCUGCCAUGUCUUUUGGUGGCUAGAAGGGAUGUGCAUUCAGGCAGACUGCAGCAGGCCCCAGAGCUGCCGGGCUUUUAGGACACACUCCUCCAAUUCCAUGCUGAUGUUUUUAAAAAAAUUCCAAACUGCAGAUGAUUUGGGCUUUCUACCUGAAGAUGAUGUACCACAUCUUCUGGGGCUAGGUUGGAACUGGGCAUCUUGGAGGCAGAGCCCACCCAGAGCUGCACUCAGACCUGCUGUAUCUUCCAGUGACCAGCAGAGCUUAAUCAGGAAGCUUCAGAAGAGAGGUAGUCCCAGUGAAGUAGUUACACCUAUAGUGACACAGCAUUCUAAAGUGAAUGACUCCAACGAAUUAGGUGGUCUUACUACCAGUGGGUCUGCAGAGGUCCACAAGGCGAUUACAAUUUCCAGUCCCCUAACCACAGACCUGACUGCAGAGCUGCCUGGUGGGCCAAAGAAUGUAUCAGCGCAACCUGAAAUACCAGAGGGUCUUGCUACUACGCCCAGCACUCAACAAGUAAAAAGUUCUGAGAAAACCCAGAUUGCUGUCCCCCAGCCAGUGGCUCCCUCCUACAGUUAUGGUACCCCUACCCCCCAGGCCUCUUUCCAGAGCACCUCAGCACCAUACCCAGUUAUAAAGGAACUGGUGGUAUCUGCUGGAGACAGUGUCCAGAUAACCCUGCCUAAGAAUGAAGUUCAAUUAAAUGCAUAUGUUCUCCAAGAACCACCUAAAGGAGAAACCUACACCUACGACUGGCAGCUGAUUACUCAUCCUAGAGACUACAGUGGAGAAAUGGAAGGGAAACAUUCCCAGAUCCUCAAACUAUCGAAGCUCACUCCAGGCCUGUAUGAAUUCAAAGUGAUUGUAGAGGGUCAAAAUGCCCAUGGGGAAGGCUAUGUGAACGUGACAGUCAAGCCAGAGCCCCGUAAGAAUCGGCCCCCCAUUGCUAUCGUGUCACCUCAGUUCCAGGAGAUCUCUUUGCCAACCACUUCUACAGUCAUUGAUGGCAGUCAAAGCACUGAUGAUGAUAAAAUCGUUCAGUACCAUUGGGAAGAACUUAAGGGGCCUCUGAGAGAAGAGAAGAUUUCUGAAGAUACAGCCAUAUUAAAACUAAGUAAACUCGUCCCUGGGAACUACACUUUCAGCUUGACUGUAGUAGACUCUGAUGGAGCUACCAACUCUACAACUGCAAACCUGACAGUGAACAAAGCUGUGGAUUACCCCCCUGUGGCCAACGCAGGCCCCAACCAAGUGAUCACCCUGCCCCAAAACUCCAUCACCCUCUUUGGGAACCAGAGCACUGAUGAUCAUGGCAUCACCAGCUAUGAGUGGUCACUCAGUCCAAGCAGCAAAGGGAAAGUGGUGGAGAUGCAGGGUGUUAGAACGCCAACCUUACAGCUCUCUGCGAUGCAGGAAGGAGACUAUACUUACCAACUCACAGUGACUGACACAAUAGGACAGCAGGCCACUGCUCAAGUGACUGUUAUUGUGCAGCCUGAAAACAAUAAGCCUCCUCAGGCAGAUGCAGGCCCAGAUAAAGAGCUGACCCUUCCUGUGGAUAGCACAACCCUGGAUGGCAGCAAGAGCUCAGAUGAUCAGAAAAUUAUCUCAUAUCUCUGGGAAAAAACACAGGGACCUGAUGGGGUGCAGCUCGAGAAUGCUAACAGCAGUAUUGCCACUGUGACUGGGCUGCAAGUGGGGACCUAUGUGUUCACCUUGACUGUCAAAGAUGAGAGGAACCUGCAAAGCCAGAGCUCUGUGAAUGUCAUUGUCAAAGAAGAAAUAAACAAACCACCUAUAGCCAAGAUAACUGGGAAUGUGGUGAUUACCUUACCCACGAGCACAGCAGAGCUGGAUGGCUCUAAGUCCUCAGAUGACAAGGGAAUAGUCAGCUACCUCUGGACUCGAGAUGAGGGGAGCCCAGCAGCAGGGGAGGUGUUAAAUCACUCUGACCAUCACCCUAUCCUUUUUCUUUCGAACCUGGUCGAGGGAACCUACACGUUUCACCUGAAAGUGACCGAUGCAAAGGGUGAGAGUGAUACAGACCGGACCACUGUGGAGGUGAAACCUGAUCCCAGGAAAAACAACCUGGUGGAGAUCAUCUUGGAUAUCAACGUCAGUCAGCUAACUGAGAGGCUGAAGGGGAUGUUCAUCCGCCAGAUUGGGGUCCUCCUGGGGGUGCUGGAUUCCGACAUCAUUGUGCAAAAGAUUCAGCCGUACACGGAGCAGAGCACCAAAAUGGUAUUUUUUGUUCAAAACGAGCCUCCCCACCAGAUCUUCAAAGGCCAUGAGGUGGCAGCGAUGCUCAAGAGUGAGCUGCGGAAGCAAAAGGCAGACUUUUUGAUAUUCAGAGCCCUGGAAAUCAACACUGUCACAUGUCAGCUGAACUGUUCCGACCAUGGCCACUGUGACUCGUUCACCAAACGCUGUAUCUGUGACCCUUUUUGGAUGGAGAAUUUCAUCAAGGUGCAGCUGAGGGAUGGAGACAGCAACUGUGAGUGGAGCGUGUUAUAUGUUAUCAUUGCUACCUUUGUCAUUGUUGUUGCCUUGGGAAUCCUGUCUUGGACUGUGAUCUGUUGUUGUAAGAGGCAAAAAGGAAAACCCAAGAGGAAAAGCAAGUACAAGAUCCUGGAUGCCACGGAUCAGGAAAGCCUGGAGCUGAAGCCAACCUCUCGAACAGGCAUCAAACAGAAAGGCCUGGUGCUAAGUAGCAGCCUGAUGCACUCCGAGUCAGAGCUGGACAGCGACGACGCCAUCUUUACGUGGCCAGACCGAGAGAAGGGCAAACUCCUGCAUGGUCAGAAUGGCUCUGUACCCAACGGGCAGACCCCUCUGAAGGCCAGGAGCCCGCGGGAGGAGAUCCUGUAGCCACCUGGUCUGUCUCCUCAGGGCAGGGCCCAGCACACUGCCCGGCCAGUCCUCCUACCUCCCGAGUCUGCGGGCAGCUGCUGUCCCAGCAUCUGCUGGUCAUUUCGCCCUGACAGCCCCAACCAGAACCCCUGGGACUUGAAUCCAGAGACGUCCUCCAGGAACCCCUGAACGAAGCUGUGAAUGAAGAGGUUUCCUCUUUAAACCUGUCUGGUGGGCCCCCAGAUAUCCUCACCUCAGGGCCUCCUUUUUUUGCGAACUCCUCCCCUCCCCCGAGGGCAGACCCAGCCAGCUCCUGGCCUCUGCAGCUCCCCGGUGGGCGGGGUCACUGUGCCCAGAGUGCUGCAAGGCGAGGCCUGCUGUGCUGCCCGCACACCUGAGUGCAAAACCAAGCACUGGUGGCAUGGUGUUUCCUUCUCUGGGGUAGAGUACGCCCUCUCGCUGGGCAAAGAGGAAGUGGCACCCCUCCCCUCACCACAGAUGAUGAGAUGGUAGCAUAGAAAUGAUAUCUGGUCCCCCUUAACACUGGAGCCCCACUCCCUUCUCCCAUCUGGCCCGAGAUUAGGGAGGAUUGACUGUGUCAGGGAUGGCGGGUGGCCUCUCUCGCUGCCAGGGCCCUUGUCAGAGCAGCCAGGCUGGACAGAUGGCCUCCCUCCUCUCCAUCUGACCGGCACCUGCUGCUUCGGGGCUCAGGCCACCGCUCCCUGUCCCCAGAGGAGAUAGCCCCAGAUGGACUGGAAUGUUGUGGCACGAGAGCACAUGUGUGCGAUGGCCCCACCGUGGUCCCCUCUCUGUCCUUCCAUCUGUGUGUUUUCUCUGUGUGUCCCUUGCAUGUGUGCGUGUUAGAGUGAGCGCGUAUGCAUCAACUCAUUGGGCUCUUGACUGCUCACAAGGCAACUUUGACUUGGGAAGACUUUCAGCUCCUUGGAACCAAGACUUCCUGAGUCCCCCUCACCCUGGCCCUGUUCCACCAUGGUUAUCUGGGUUUUGGGGAAUGGAAACUUUGGGGGAGCGACUUUUUAAAGAGACACUUACAAUUUCUACUACUGCACUAUUGUCCAUUGUGGGAUGAUUAAACAUGGUAUUUAACUGUGCA
Pongo pygmaeus (Bornean orangutan) is the source of this 4493-nucleotide messenger RNA. Its product is annotated as KIAA0319 like. The record is from RefSeq and is a predicted model, not a curated record. The coding region runs from base 248 to 3397 and encodes 1049 amino acids. The transcript is spliced from 21 exons. NCBI's taxonomy places the organism in Eukaryota, Metazoa, Chordata, Mammalia, Primates, Hominidae. Gene Ontology annotation, cellular component: cytoplasmic vesicle; membrane; Golgi apparatus. Gene Ontology annotation, biological process: neuron migration.